Messenger RNA from Capsaspora owczarzaki ATCC 30864, 741 nucleotides. RefSeq lists its product as hypothetical. The transcript has 6 exons. The record is from RefSeq and is a predicted model, not a curated record. The coding region runs from base 21 to 674 and encodes 217 amino acids. NCBI's taxonomy places the organism in Eukaryota, Filasterea, Ministeriida, Capsasporidae.
GUUGCUGUGCAGGACGGGAGAUGGCAACGGAAGCCGAGGAAGCCGCGUUCAAGCAGUGGCUCGAGAGUGAACUCCGCUCCACCCUCAAGAUCGACGAUGCCGUCAUGUUCGAGUACCUGGUUGGCAUCAUUGCACUCGAGUCGAGCGACGAUGAGCGACGCGAGGCUGUCGAGAGCUUCAUCUCAGAACUCACAGAUGUGCCCGUCGAUGCGUUUCUAGAUCAAGUGGUAUCACGCUGGCGUGCCAUUGUCAUCAGCCAGCAAGCAGCAGAGAAGGAUCGACAGGCACUCGAACGCAAAAAAGCACAAGAGAAGGUCGAUGCUAUUUCGCGGGAACAGACCGCGGCGAUCGCUGCAGAAAUGGCCGCAUCACGCAAAGAGAUCUCGCCUGAGGAGCGGAAGCGUCGAGACGCCAUUCUAGAACAAUACGCCUACGAUCACGGCUCUGAUGAAGAAGACUAUGUUCCUGAGGAUGGCGAAACUGAUGACAUUCCUGGAAUUGCCGCCAACAACAAUCAAGCCAUGGUGGCAGACUAUCACUUGCAGCAGCGCAUGCAGGCAAAGGCCGAGCACGAACAAAAGGUUGCUCGCGACAAGGCCCAGCAAGACCGCGAAAAAGCCGAGCGCGAGAAGGUCAAGCAGCGAACACAAAAGCAGGAGCGUCGAAGAAUGUAAAGAGGGGAUCGAAGGGUGAUCUUCAGACGAUGAUGCUGAUGGCUCGAGAAUAAAAGAGCUUUCCGAG